CAACGGCUUACCGGGAGAUGACACAGUGAAUGAUCUUUCGUGGCAAUGAAAAGCAUUUCGACCGUUCGGAGUGGCAAUUGAAGCUUCUCUUUCUUUGUCACCUUUGGACGACACACAAACAAAAACAACAAUGAAGGGUCUUGUACUGUAUCUUUGUGUCUUGGCGUUGGUCGGCUUGGGGCUUGUCCAGGAGGCAGCCGCCACGAAGAGGCAUUUGAGGGGUUACCGAAAGGAAAAGGGUGUUCGCAAGGGGCGCAUUGUUGUCACGCAUCGAAAGCUCCAAGACGAUAACGAACCGGAGGAAGAAGAAGAAGAGGAAGAGGAAGAAGAAGAAGAAGACAUCUUCUCGUGUCUCGCCAACCAAAUCCUUGAGAACCCUCAACAAUGGAUUGGUGGGGCGGAAUUGGCUGCAUGUUUGCCAGAGCUCAUCACGGGAUUCUUGGAAGGUGACGCCGAGGCCUUGACUACGGUAUUGACUUGUAUUGGAGGAGCCGUGGGUUGCAACCAAGAGGUUCUAUUGAUUCGUCCUAGCCCACCUGGACCACCAGGGCCGCCUGGACAACCAGGGCCGCCUGGACCACCACGACCGCCACAAAAUGAUGGCAUGAUCAAUGCACCUCCCAUUGUGGUAGCCCCUCCCCCUGGCAAUUCUAUGGGUGGUAUGUUUGACGGAAGCAACUAACUAGCUUGUAGGUGUUUCUGUAGCAACUUCUUACUUCUAUGCAUACCGAUACUGGAAUAUAGAUUUCGGUAUACUCUAGCUAGCACUCAGAGUAGAUAUAUAGAUUAUUACUGAGUACUCGAGUAUUGAGUUUGACAAUGCUUUCGUCAGCACAUGGGAACCCACCUCCAUGGUUGUAUGUAUUACAAGCAAACCGACUUCGAUAGUUGUACGUAGUGUUUUACUGGCUGGGUAGCUACCAGUAUCGGUAAACGAAAGAUGGCUACUAGGCAGAGCCCAGAAUCUAGA
Messenger RNA from Seminavis robusta, 970 nucleotides. NCBI's taxonomy places the organism in Eukaryota, Bacillariophyta, Bacillariophyceae, Naviculales, Naviculaceae. The record is from the annotation of a GenBank genome assembly.